This is a messenger RNA of Rotaria socialis, 1449 nucleotides long. NCBI's taxonomy places the organism in Eukaryota, Metazoa, Rotifera, Eurotatoria, Philodinida, Philodinidae. The record is from the annotation of a GenBank genome assembly.
AUGAAUAAUCUAAUAGAAUUGUUCAAUCGUUCUCAACAAGAUAUAAUUCAAAAGCAAAAAUUAUUUGAAAUAGAACGAGAUGAUAUAAAUCAUUCAAUUAAUGAAACAUUCAAUAAAAUAUUUGAACAAUUAAUUGAAAUUCGACGAUUUUGUCGAAAUGAUAUUGAAAAACAAACAAUAAAUGCGCAAAUUGAACUACAGCAAAUACUUGAUGCUGUACAAUAUAUGCGAACAAAAAGUCUUAUGUAUCAUGGAAAUGCAUCAGAAACAUUUGAAUUAUUUGCUGAUGAAUUUGAACAAUGUACUCAUCGAUUAUCAAAAAUUACUCUUACACCUGUACGUGAUCUUGAUAAUCUAUUAUCGUAUUUAACAGAAGUAUUUUCUUCGAUAUCUUCACAAUGUCCACCAGAAAAAUCACCAACACCAUUAGAAUCUAUACCAAAUCCAAUCACGAAAAUGACUCCUGCCAUUUCAUCGUCAACAGUAACAGUGGAUUCAGGCAAGAAUAGUGAUGACAGUUGUAACAAUACUAGUACUGCAGUGAAUGUUAAUAAUUUGAAUAAUUUCAAAUUUGGUCCAAGUAUUCUAUUGGCUCAUCCGUGUGAUAUGAUUGCAUCCAAUGGACGUACUAUACUUUCAUAUGUUAUCGAAAAGAAUUUUCUUAAUUACUCAACAGUAUCUGGUAUAAAUUUAUCAGGUGUUAAAGUUUACCGUAUACUAGCACCAGUAACAGCAAAUAAUGCUCGGCUUUGGGAUAUAACAUGGUGUCCUUGGAGUAAAUUCUAUCUCAUUGUGGGCAACUUAGGUCUUUAUUCACUUUGCUAUCCAUAUGAUACAAAUCCAUAUGCCAACGAACAUGUGCCACAAGUAAAUAAGCUAAUCAAUUUUCGUGGUUUAUCAUUCCAUCAUGUACGUAUCUCGCCGCAUUCCGAUGGUUGGUAUAUUUAUAUGAUUGAACAUCAAUGUGUUUCUAUUGAUUUAUAUGAUCGUCGAUCGGGCCAACGUUUACGUCAUUUUGAUAAUCAUAUUCAACAUGAUUUGAUUCCACUUGGCUUUCAUGGUUUUUGUUUAAAUAAAUGCACAUUUGCUAUCGUUAAAAAGACUGAAGUCCUAUCAACAAUAAAUAAUCCACAUCAAAUUGAAAAUGAACAAAAUAUUCAAAUCUAUUUUUUUGAUCUUGAAACAAUGUUGUGUAUACAACAAAUGUCAUUAUGCCACUGUUCAAAUGUUUAUGAUAUAAAAUGUUGUUAUGAAGAAAAUAUUUUUAUGAUACUUGCUGAACCUGUGCAACUUAUUCUUGUUAAUUUAGAUACAAACGAAUUAAUAACAAAGAAAUUAUUAGAUAAAGGAAAACAUCUAUGUAUUACUAAUGAUCAUCAAGUGUUUAUUUUACGUUCUGAAUGUUCAAUUCAGACACUUCAAUAUCGAAAUCUCAAACGAGAUUUGUGA